Fomitopsis serialis is the source of this 1050-nucleotide messenger RNA. RefSeq lists its product as uncharacterized. The record is from RefSeq and is a predicted model, not a curated record. The coding region runs from base 1 to 1050 and encodes 349 amino acids. Lineage: Eukaryota; Fungi; Basidiomycota; Agaricomycetes; Polyporales; Fomitopsidaceae. The transcript has 3 exons.
AUGCAAGUCUCAGACGAUGUCGAGAUGGCGCAUUCUCCCGAUGGCGACUUUCUGAUGCGCCUGAGCUCGCCUGCGCAUUCGCCCACAGGGCAGUCUGUUACUCUUGAUGACCAUCCGUGCGCUAUGGGCCCGGAUGCAUCACCGACGCCUGUUGACUACGGGGCAAACCACUCGCACGACAAUCCCUCCCUCACGCCACACGUCCUAUCCAAUCAUUCCAGCCCCUCCACAAGCCGAACACAUCGCGAUCAGCAUAGCUUUCGUGCUGCCUUGGAUGCUUCUACCGAUUGGGACGAUGCACGCAUAUCAAUUGAGGCUCCUUCACCGCACUACACCCAUGCGCAGGAUCGCGAUGCGUCUAUAUUGUCGCUUGGUGCUCCUCGCAGUGCUGUCGACGAUGAUACUGUCUACCCAUCGCUCGGAGUAAACGCCGGCUUAGAGCGACAAAGUCAAGAUGGGCUUGGCUCUCCACCUUCCGACGUUGACUACUCUACUACGGGCCAGCGAGACCGUGGCAGUGACACGAACGGCCCCACGGAUAACGCAAACCGGAGUUAUCACGGCGAUGGCAGCGUCAACUUCCCGGUUCAAGGCAAUCCGGACGCCCUACCUCCCACCGACUCGGACGCGGUUCCGAUCAACGACGCUCGAUACCUCACUGAGCAGCGGAGACACCUGGCUCACCAAUCCCGUGUGAAUGAGGGCUUCAACGACGUCGCCAGUGCCCCUGUGCUUUACGGAACCCGCAGAACUCGAUGCGAGAUUUGCGGACGUCUUGACGCGAUCCCCGAAGGCCCUGAUUGGAAGGUCCAAGAACACCUCGAGGUAUACCACGCCGACACAAUGCGCACGACCCCGGAUGACUUUGAUCAAAUACCUUGCGCGUGGCCUGAUUGCGAGUGCUUCGUUGAGCCGCAGGGCAUGGGCAAGCACGUCGCAGAGGUGCAUUUGCAGAGGGAGCGUGUGCAGUGCACCAGAUGUGAUCGCUCGUUCGCGCGCCGGGACACGUAUAAGCGACAUUGCAGAGACGUGCACGAAUUUGUUUUGUGA